AUGAGUGAACCUGUAUACAAUGCAUCCACGCCCGCCGGUGGGAAUCCAACCAAAGUAGACGUGAAUGCGCAAUACACAGGAUACGAGUAUAAUUACACCUACAUUGUCUUCUGCGGCUUCAUCGUCUGGCUCAUCAUCCCGGGCAUCGGUCUGCUCUAUGGUGGUCUGGCCCGGAGGAAGUCCGCGUUGGCUUUGCUGUUCCAGUCGCUGAUGGUUGUCGCGGUCACCACCUUCCAAUGGAUGUUCUGGGGAUACUCGCUUGCAUACUCGAGGGAUGCCGGCCCAUUCAUCGGCACACUGAAGAACUUUGGAAUGAUCAAUGUGCUAGCAGCCCCGUCACCAGGCUCGGCCGUCUUGCCAGAGAUCGUCUUCUGUCUGUAUCAGCUUCUGUUCUGUGCCUGCACGGUGAUGAUUGUCGUCGGUGGUGCCUUUGAGCGAGGCAACAUCUUGCCAUCGUUAGUCUUCAGCUUUUUCUGGGCAACUGUGGUCUACUGCCCCAUCGCAUGCUGGACAUGGAACCCCAACGGCUGGCUAUAUAACUUACCAUCUCUGGAUUUUGCUGGCGGGGGUCCCGUCCACAUUUCCUCUGGCUGGUCGGCGCUUGCAUACGCCUUUGUGCUCGGCAAGCGCAAGCAUCACGGCGAAAAAUCCCAUGGAAAACCGCACAACACCACCCUAGUCUUCUUGGGCACCACGUUGAUCUGGUUCGGUUGGUUUGGCUUCAACGGCGGAUCCGCUCUCAACGCCACUGUCCGGGCCAUGGUUGCUGCCUUCAACACCAACACGGCUGCCUGCACCGGUCUCCUUGGCUGGGUGCUCGUGGACUACAUCAAACACAAGGGUAAAUUCUCGGUCGUGGGAGCGUGCGAGGGUGCCAUCGCUGGCCUGGUGGGUAUCACACCCGCGGCUGGGUUUGUGUCUGUGUGGCUAGCGGCAUGUAUUGGCUUUAUCACCGCCAUCGUCUGCUCGCUCUUGCAGGACGUCAACGACUGGCUCAACAUCGACGAAGGCAUGGAUGUUUUCAAGCUCCACGGAAUUGGAGGUAUGGUGGGCGCCUUCUUGACCGGCCUGUUCGCAACGGAAUCCAUCUCUGCUCUGGACGGCGUGACGCUGGCGGGCGGACCCAUCGACGGCAACGGCAUCCAGGUCGGCAAGCAGCUCGCGGAGGUGUGUGCUAUCUCGGCAUACUCGUUUGUAGUCACUUAUAUCCUGCUGUUCCUUCUCCGGCUCGUCCCCGGGAUGAACCUGCGCGUCGACGAGGAGUCAGAGAUGAUUGGCUUGGACCGCGCACAGUUCAUGGACGAGCAGAUAGGCGACUGGACCAUGACUGAGUGCGAGCCGUCUCUGCCUGCGGUGGGUAUGACCGUGAUGCCGUCAAAGAACGAUCUCCCGAGCUCCCAAGAGCCGUCAGAGGUGCCAAGUGACGGACUAUGA
Molecule: messenger RNA, 1434 nt
Organism: Penicilliopsis zonata CBS 506.65
Lineage: Eukaryota; Fungi; Ascomycota; Eurotiomycetes; Eurotiales; Aspergillaceae
Exons: 4
Coding region: 1-1434 (477 amino acids)
Biological process (GO): ammonium transmembrane transport
Cellular component (GO): plasma membrane
Molecular function (GO): ammonium channel activity
Source: RefSeq, a predicted model, not a curated record